Molecule: messenger RNA, 5147 nt
Organism: Sodiomyces alkalinus F11
Lineage: Eukaryota; Fungi; Ascomycota; Sordariomycetes; Glomerellales; Plectosphaerellaceae
Product: Sec7 domain-containing protein
Exons: 9
Coding region: 401-5035 (1544 amino acids)
Biological process (GO): regulation of ARF protein signal transduction
Molecular function (GO): guanyl-nucleotide exchange factor activity
Source: RefSeq, a predicted model, not a curated record
GUCGUCGACCAACACUUGCACCCAAUCAGCUUCAUCCUUAGAGGCCUCGGUGGCUUGAAGGAGGUAAUCAGGAAGGCGAGAUCGCUUUUCCCGCUGCGUUCCGCUCUAUGCCCGUGUCGAGUUUUGGAUAGCGCAGCAUGAAGGGGAGAGGCGCAGUCCAUUCUCGCAGAAUUCCGUACAUAUGUUCAUUUAGGACAACGGUUGAUCUUGGUUAUCGGAGGUGCUCCUUGACGUUUCGUACUCUUUACAAUCUCCCAUUAUUACACGCAUCCCACUUUUGGCCGCGGACACCCGAAGCCGACACAAACGUACAUGCAGAUUCAACACAAGAGAACCAGCUCCCGGGCUUUCGAUUUCGGACUCACGCCCGAUAGCAAACUCAUCCAUUGUCCCGGCAAAGAUGCAUGCUCGCCGCCGCCCCGUAUCCGUUUCUGUGGACCCUGUAUCUCUCGUCAUAUCGGAAUGCAUUUCGAUCACCACUACGAUCCAGAAACAUGCACACUCGCCGCAUUCUUCAGUCUCCGCCAUCCUGGGAGGUAGUCCCAGCCAGGUCCCGAUUGCGCGGCCUAGUCUCGCAGCACACAGCCAGGACACGUCCAUUACCCUGGACAACGAGGAUACUAUUGAGCCUGGUCCUACGAACAGAUGGGGUCUUCGAGGCAAACGAGGCAAGAGCAUCCAGGACCACCCUUUAAUGGCGGGCUUCGGAAGACUUCGACUUGAACUUGCUUCCAUACGAGAUAUUCAUGCGUUUGAUGCACUGUCCCUAUUGAAUCCGUUUCUUUUAGUGCUACAGAGCAAACGAACAGCGGCGCCGGUCACUAUCCUGACCCUAAGUGCUCUGCGAAAGUUUCUAGCAUACGGGUUUGUGUGUCCGUCAUCUCCACGAUUUAAUCUUGCCAUGCAGGCCUUGACGGCUGCCGUUACGCGGUGCCAGUUCGACACCAGCGACCCUGGACAAGUCGAAGUGGUUCUUCUCAUGAUCUUGCAUUUGAUGGAGGAUAUGAUGUCGGGCCCCGGCGGGAACAUGCUGAGCGACGAGAGUGUGUGCGAUAUGAUGGGCCGCGGCCUUGCUAUCUGCUCCCAGCCACGAUUUUCCCCGGUUCUACGACGCACUGCCGAGGCCGUUAUGGUGCGAAUGUGUCAGAUUAUAUUUGAAGAUGUGAAGCACCUAGCAGAGGUUGAGGGAGAGACCAACCCUGAUGCCCUGGUCUCCGAUACCAAUGGAGGUAUCGGCAGUGUGAUGAUAAAUCUGGGACCGGCCGGGUCAAUUGGCGGUUCGCACUCCGCUGCCAAGGUUGAUGCGCCCACAGCACGGCAAACCACCGACGCCAGAGGGCACGAGAAUGAUGAGGCGCGUGCUGACUUCUCGGACAAAAGCAGCAUGGAAAUUGAGGGGGGAAUUGGGGACGAUGAUGCUCAGUCUCUUGACCUUCGGCCCUACUCACUCCCAACUGUCCGGGAGUUAUUCAGGGUCCUCGUCAAUUUUCUGAACCCCGACGACCGCCAACACACAGAUACAAUGAGGGUCAUGGCUCUGCGCAUCAUCCAUGUUGCCUUGGAAGUAUCCGGCCCGCUGAUUACACGACAUCCAACUCUUGCUCUGAUUGCCGAAGAUCAGCUGUGCUGUUAUCUUUUUCAACUCGUCCGUUCUGACAAUAUGGCCAUUCUGCACGAGUCCCUGAUUGUUGCGGGUACGCUUUUGGCAACGUGCCGCAGUGUUCUCAAGCUGCAACAGGAGCUUUUUCUCUCCUAUCUCGUUGUCUGUCUGCAUUCCUCUGUGGAGAUACCGCGAGAACCAGCCAUUGAACCGGCCCUCUAUGCUGGCAUCCCCCAGGCCCCGAAACUCGCAAGGAAGCCAUCUUCGCAGGCAAAUAGUGGUCGCUCAACCCCUGUGCCUGUUAAAGACCGUCAAAAGCUUGGUCUUGAAGGCGGCGCGAGGAAGCCGGACGCGCGUCAAGCAAUGGUGGAAACCGUUGGAGUUUUGUCAAGGAUACCAACAUUCAUGACGGAGCUUUUCGUCAACUAUGACUGCGAUCCAGACAGAGCAGAUCUUUGUGAAGAUCUUAUCGGGCUCCUUUCCAGGAACGCUUUGCCUGACUCCGCGACUUGGAGCACAACGAGUGUCCCUCCACUAUGUCUGGAUGCCCUUCUCCGAUAUAUUCAGUUCAUGGCUGAGCGUCUCGACCAGGAGCGUGUUCCCGAGAAUUACCCCGACGUAGUCAACUUAAGGGAGCAGCGGCGAAGAAAACGGAUAAUCAUCAAAGGAGCCGAGAAGUUCAACGACAACGCGAAGGAGGGUUUACAAUACCUCCAAGCUCAGGGCAUCAUUGAGGAUAUUCAAAAUCCUGUCCUGGUGGCGAAGUUUCUGAGAGGAACGUCUCGAGUGAACAAAAAGAAACUCGGCGAGUAUUUGUCGAAGAAGGGGAGCGAAAGUGUUCUUGAGGCAUACAUGGAUACCUUCAAUUUUACCGACAAGAGAGCCGAUGAAGCUUUGAGGUCUCUAUUAGAGACCUUCCGGCUCCCUGGCGAGUCGCCGCUCAUUGCAAGGAUCGUCACAUCUUUCGCUGAUCGAUACUGCACAAAGGCAGCGCCCGCCGAGGUGGCCAACAAGGACGCGGCUUUCGUCCUAACUUACGCCAUCAUCAUGCUCAAUACGGACCAGCAUAAUCCAAACGUCAAAUCUUCCAAGAGAAUGUCACUUGAGGACUUUUCUAGAAACCUGCGAGGUGUGAAUGACGGCGGAGAUUUUUCACCGGAGUAUCUUGAGAAGAUAUAUAACUCGAUCAAAACGAAUGAAAUCAUUCUUCCGGACGAGCACGACAACAAGCAUGCCUUUGAUUAUGCCUGGCGGGAACUCUUGAUGAAGAGUGAAUCAGCCGGUCCCAUUCUUCUCUGCAACACCAACAUCUACGAUGCCGAUAUGUUCACCACCACGUGGCGUCCCAUCGUGUCGACUUUGUCCUAUGUGUUCAUGUCAGCUACUGACGAUGCUGUCUUCGCCCGCGUUGUUACGGGCUUCGACGAGUGCGCCAGGAUCGCGACCAAAUACGGCAAUACAGAGGCGCUGGACCAGAUCGUCUAUUCGUUGAGCCACAUGACGACUAUCGCCACUGAGACAGCUUCCAAUACCAGCCUGAAUACCGAAGUACAGGCAGGUGACAAUAGUGUCAUGGUAAGCGAGCUAGCAGUCAAGCUAGGCCGGGACUUCAGGGCGCAACUGGCCUUGCUCGUACUGUUUAGGGUCGUCACGGGAAGUGAAGGUCUGCUGCGAAAGGGCUGGCAAUAUGUUAUUCGUAUAUGGCUAAACCUUUUCGUCAACUCUCUCAUCCCCCCUUACUUCUCAACUGCGUCACCACUCACGGUUAUCACUUCCAUUCCGCUGCAGACCCCGUCGCAAGUUAUAGACCGAGCCUCCAAAACAGCCGACACGAGUUUUUUCUCGGCAUUCACAUCGUAUAUAUCGAGCUACGCGGCUGAUGAACCCCCCGAACCGUCCGACGAGGAGCUCGAGAGCACGCUGUGCACGGUCGACUGUGUGAACUCUUGUGACAUGGGCGUCGUAUUUGCGAACAUUGCCAAAAUCGGGACAGAAGACCUUGGGCCAUUGGUUGACGCCUUGCUCGCAACCCUGCCAAGCGAGCAGAACGCGACAAUGAUAACCCUUAAACCAGAGGCCGUCUCUUCGGCGCCGCAGCGUGAUCUCGGAGAGCAUGACAACUACUACGAUCCCACCCUGUUGUUUGCUUUAGAAUUCGUCACCAGUCUCGCAUUGCGAGAUAAUGACACUAUCGGGUCCUUUGGGGCCAAGGUCGUGGAGGCUCUCCAGGUGAUCCUACGGGAUGCGAAUCAACAUCACAUCGUUACGGUUUCAAGGGCGACAUACUACCUCUUUUGCCUUCUCCGUGCAAGCUACCAGGCUCAUGAUUACAUCAAUGUUCCCGUACUUCUGCACUCCAUAGCCAGCUUUUCGGAGGACUCUUUGUCGAAGUCAUCCAUGUUGGUUGUGCAAGGCUUGAAGGCAUGCAUUGAUGAUCCGGGGCCCUUGCGACACGAGAUCAUGACCUCCCCGGAUUUCUGGGUCAUUAUGAGAGCUCUCGCAUCCAGGUAUGAGGCUGCGUCCGUGGUCUUCGAGCUUCUCGAGCGUGCCUGUACCGGCGUGCCGCCAACUAUCAUGGCCAACAACUACGAGGCUGCGAUUCUUCUGCUUGGAGAGUUUUCUUCAGCAGCUGGUCAUGCGAUGCUCGCGGAGCGAAGAAAAGCACAGAAACACCACAUAUCCGAUGAGGGAGAGUUGCAACGCGCUAAUGAAACCAUGUCUCGGGGAGUCCAAGGCGUUGCAACGAUGUAUAAGAUGACGACUCGAAUUCCAGAGUUGAUGGAGCAAUCGCACUUGGAGAGCGGUGAAGCUUGGUCGGCGUAUUGGCUACCAAUUCUCAGUGCUCUAGCGAUGCAUUGCACUAAUCCCUGCCGAGAUGUUCGACUACUGGCCUUCACUUCACUGCAAAGGUCACUUCUAUCACCCAGCGUUACAUGCCGUGAUCAUCGGGAGUGGACUGCCAUCUUCAGUGAGGUCCUAUUUCCAUUGGUCCAUAAAUUACUGAAACCCGAAGUUUUCUCCUCUGAUCGAGAUGGAAUGGGUGAGAUACGCGUGCAAGCGGUGUCACUACUCUGCAAAGUAUUCCUUCGGUACCUCGUUCUCCUCUCGGCCUGGGAUGGCAUGCUGGAUCUCUGGGUAAAGAUCAUUGAAAUCAUGGACAGAUUGAUGAACAGCGGUCAAGCCGACAGUCUGGAGGACGCCGUGAGAGAAAACUUAAAGAACGUCAUUCUCUUUAUGGCGAGCAAUGGGUACAUGGUUUCCCGUGGUGAGGGUGUAGAUAAGAAGCUCGUUUGGGAUGAGACAUGGAAGCGCAUCGAUCGCUUCAUGCCUGAUUUGAAAGGGGACAUGGUUUUGGAUGAGCCGAGAACAGGGGACGACCAGGUCUCGCUGAAACCUGAGCUCAGUCCAUCCGACCAGAUUCACAGGACAUGCUAAGCAACAAGCAAGAUGGCUAGAUUGGGGGUGUCAGAUGCCCACAGCCACCUUAUCGAGGUGGCACAACCUAUACUAUAUUAGACGUGUUGUCAGAACACAAAUAAGGUACGCG